Messenger RNA from Bacillus rossius redtenbacheri, 3627 nucleotides. Its product is annotated as glucose dehydrogenase [FAD, quinone]-like. The record is from RefSeq and is a predicted model, not a curated record. The transcript is spliced from 4 exons. Gene Ontology annotation, molecular function: flavin adenine dinucleotide binding; oxidoreductase activity, acting on CH-OH group of donors. Lineage: Eukaryota; Metazoa; Arthropoda; Insecta; Phasmatodea; Bacillidae. Bases 15 to 1898 code for a protein of 627 amino acids.
AUCUCCAUUGGAAGAUGUGCAUGAAGCCCUGUAGUGCGGCGUCGUGUCUGCGCAGGCGCCCCUUCACCCCCCCGGCCAUGGACGCGACGGCCGGCUGCGCCUGCUCCUUCCAGGACACGCAGUUCCUGGGCGCCACGUGCGGCGCCAACUACUCGCUCUUCAUGACGACGCUGUCCCUGCUGCUGAGCGCCGACCCCGUCAUCGCCGACCCCUGCCGGCGCCUUGGCCGCGACGGCGCGCGGCUGGCCGACGUCACCGAGGUGGACUUCGUGGUGGUGGGGGCCGGCGCGACGGGGCCCGUGGUCGCCUCGCGCCUCAGCGAGGACGCCUCGUGGAGCGUGCUGCUGCUGGAGGCCGGUCCGGAGGAGCCCACCGCCACCGAGCUGCCCGCCUUCGCCGUGAGCGCCGUGGGCUCGCCGCUCGACUGGAACUACACGACCACGAGGCAGGCGGGCGCGUGCCUGAACACGGGCGGCGUGUGCGCGUGGCCUCGCGGCAGGAUGGUGGGCGGCACCACGGCCAUGCAGGGCAUGAUGUACACGCGCGGCAACAGGGACAUCUACGACCGCUGGGCGGCGCUGGGCAACACCGGCUGGGACUACACCAGCUUCCUGCACUACCUCAAGAAGGCCGAGGGCAACAGGCAGCCGCGCAGGGCGGAGGAAGGCUACCACGGCUUCGACGGCCCCGUGGCGGUGCAGCAGUUCGCCGAUCACCCGGAGCUGGCCGAGGCCAUCGUGCGCGCCGCCGAGGAGCUGGGCUACCCCAGCCGCGACCUCACCGGCUCCAACCAGACGGGCGCCGCCGUCGCCUUCAUGAUGGUGGACGGCAGCCUGCGGGUCACCUCGCCGCGCGCCUACCUGCGGCCGCACGCGGACCGCCCCAACCUGCGCGUCGCUAUCAACAGCCACGUCACCAAGGUGCUGAUCGAGAACGGCACGGCGUACGGCGUGAGGUUCGUGGACUCGGAGGGCCGCAACAAGACGGUGCUGGCCAGGAAGGAGGUGAUCCUGUCGGGCGGCACCAUCGGCUCGGCGCAGCUGCUCCUGCUGUCGGGCGUCGGGCCCAGCGAGGACCUGUCGGCGCUGGGCAUCCCCGUGGUGAAGGACCUGCCCGUGGGGCACAACCUGCACAACCACGUGGGCGCCAGCGUGGGCUUCUACAUCAACGACUCGUCCACCGCCACGCUGACGCUGCCCGCCUUCCACGAGUUCGUGCAGACGCGCUCCGGGCCCAUGGCGGGCACCGGCCUCACGCAGACCACCGCCUUCAUGCUGUCCAAGUACGCCGAGGACGGCGUGCCCGACCUGCAGGUGUUCUUCGACGGCUUCAACGCGGCGUGCAGCCGCACGGGCGUGGAGGGCGAGUGCUCUGACGGCUCGCUGGGCGACUGCGGGCGCCGCUACAUCAACGCGCGGCCCGUCAACGUGCUGCCCAGGAGCCGCGGCUCCUUGCGGCUGCGCAGCGCCGACCCGCGCGACCCGCCGCUGCUCGACCCGGCCUACCUCACGGAUCGACGCGACGCCGACGUGGUGGUCGAGGGACUCAAGACCAUGGUGCGCAUGACGCGGACCGAGGCGCUGCGGCCCUGGGGGUUCGAGCUGGACCCCACCCCGGCGCAGGGCUGCGGCCACCUCAGCUUCGCCUCGGACGAGUACUGGCUGUGCGCGGUGCGGCAGGGCACCGGGCCGGAGAACCACCAGGCGGGCAGCUGCCGCAUGGGCCCCGCCGGCGACUACCACGCCGUGGUGGACCCGCGCCUGCGCGUGCACGGCGUGGGGCGCCUGCGCGUGGCCGACGCCUCCGUCAUGCCCGUCGUCGUCAACUCCAACCCCAUCCCCACGCUGUUCGCCAUCGGCGAGAAGGCGGCCGACAUGAUCAAGGCGGACUGGACGUGACCGGGCAACACCGCUGCGAUACGCCCGUGUCGAUGUGGGCUCUGUAGGAAAUAAGACAACUCGUGGCGAUAUAUUGAUGAUAUCGAUUAGCAUCCAAAUUCGACAUUGCAAAGAGUGAGUGAUAUAAUAGUUUAUUUAUACAGGAUGUAUGAAAAUUCGAGAUGUAUGCGUACGUUGAAAGUGAUCGAACGCAAUUAGCCAAGUGGCAAUCCACCGAACAACGUGUGCUCGACAUAUUCAACCGGCGAAGCGCUGAAGGUAGCAGGGCCACAAGUGUGUAGGAUUCACAAAGGGGUGCCGCGGAAAUUUCCAUUUGUGGAGGGAGAGGGUGAGGGGAUCGUGUGGCACGAGGGUUUUUCGCGUGGGCUAACUGACAUUAUAAGGUGCUUGUAUGUUGCAUACUGCCCAUAUUUUUUUGGACUACAUGCAUGCAAUAAGCAGAAAACAUUAUAAUAUACAGAAAGUUUUCCAUAAGACAUAGUUUUGAAAUCAAACCCGUUUCACAAUCGCGAUUUUGCAAGUGCAAGCGAGCCCGGGGUCUUCGUCCGUGGUGGUAGGUGCUAUUGUGACUGAAUGAGACAGGGCGCCGAUGAAUUUGAAUAAAAUAUUUUACCCAACAACUUUGCACUUGUCUUGUUUGAAAUCGUUCUCGGUGCAAUCUUCGUGCUUCCCUUGCAUCGCGGUGUUCAAGCAUGUCAGUAUUUUCUUGGGUCGCGUGCGCAUCCAUCUCGUUGGAGGUCCACAGCACAAAUGACCACUUUUGCUGUGGUCUGUGCGUGUGCAUCUUUUGCUAUAAACCGCCCUCUAGCGCUUCGCUGGUUGAAUUUCGAUCAUACGUAUUUCGGUGACUUGCGCUUGUCUGGCUGCGUUCUAUCACCCCUAACGUGUGUACCACGAAUUUUAAAACAUAUAUGUACUUAAUAAAAAUAAAACGGAGAUAGUUUACGCUUAUUAGAAUUAAGUUUAAGACAUCACAAUAAACUUUAUAAUACCAUUGACAUGUAAGAAAGUUUUUUUUUUUUUAAAACUUCAUAAAGCAAAUAUAAAUAUCGCAUUUUUAAUAUUGUAACUAUCUUAAAUAUCACGACAUGUGUUCGAAAUCUCUAAAAAAAAUUUCAUCGCGCCACAUUUGCGAUAUUUGAACAAUAUCGUAUCGUAAUCGAUGUAUCGUCAUAUCACCCAUCCCUAGUUAGAGUUACGUAGCUUAUGGAGUGAUGAAGUGCCAAGAUCUCUCAGUGCAGGAAUUGGUGCUAAAACAAAAUAUAAGCAUAUAUGUUCCAUAAGAACAGCUUUUACUGGUUGCACAGAUGUCUGUAACCCCGUGUCGGCAUAAAUAUCGCCAUAUUCUGUGAUAACUAAGCGCUUUUCACUAUGUUAAGAAAGUUAUAUUUAUGAACUCUCACAUUCAUGUUUGCAUGCGGCUGUCACGAACAUCAUUAAACGUGUAAAGUUACGGCAACUUACAGAGAAAACGAUCGGACUCACUGUGAGCUGAACAUUAACGUCUAAAAGUGUACUUUAGCCUCGCAUACUUACAUUAUAUAUAUUUUUUGUAAAGUUUAAUAAAACUGAUUCAAAUGUAGUAAUGGCUGUUUAUGGAAGCAAAAUUAAUGAUGAAUCCAAGAAAAAUAAUAUUUAAAUAUGAUUAUUUGUUAUGCUUGAAAUUAAAAUUGACAUGUCUCAACAAUUUAUACGUUUCCUGAAACAAUUAAACCUGUUUUAUGAAAAA